Erigeron canadensis is the source of this 1031-nucleotide messenger RNA. RefSeq lists its product as uncharacterized. Bases 94 to 744 code for a protein of 216 amino acids. The transcript has a single exon. NCBI's taxonomy places the organism in Eukaryota, Viridiplantae, Streptophyta, Magnoliopsida, Asterales, Asteraceae. The record is from RefSeq and is a predicted model, not a curated record. Gene Ontology annotation, molecular function: protein binding.
CUCUGCUCUCAUUUCCUUUAUACUUCAUUCUUUGUAUAAAUAGCUUCAUAUUCUACUCAAACCACCACAAUCACAUAGUAACAACAACAAAAAAUGUAUCAAUCCAUUGACUGGUUUUCUUGGCUAUCAAAAACUGGGCUAGAACCUUCCCUUAUAUACGAAUAUGGGAUGUCGUUCUCUCGAAACGAGCUAGAAGAAGAGGAUAUAGCUUACUUUAACCAUGAAUUCCUUCAAAGCAUGGGGAUCUCUAUAGCAAAACAUAGGUUAGAGAUACUCAAACUAGCUAGGAAACAAAAAGGAUCAAAUGGUUCACACCCUAUAUCAAGGAUCAUGAUUGCCAUCAAGAAAACCAAGAGGACUUUGGCUAAGUACAUUCAAACAUUGGUGCACCGAGAUGAGUCGUCAGCUCUGGUCUUGGUUCAUAAGAGUACUACUUAUGGUUCAAGAUGGAAAGGGACCAUGUUGAGAAGGAGCCAAAGAUUGGUGAGCUUCAGACAAGCUACUCCAACUCUUUUGCUCACUAAUGCCUCUCAUAAUUCCAGUAGUCUUAGAAUAAACAGCUUUUCGAGCCCGGUGGUUUAUGAUCUCCAAUGUGAUCAAGGCAAAAAAGUCAGUGUAGAUGGUGAUGGUCAUGAGAGUCAUGAUGAAGAAAAAGAUGGUCGUGGUGCAGGUAAUUAUUUGAAAAAGGGUAGUGUUCAAGAGAUUAAAUGGGAUGCCAUGUUUCAGAAUUUGAAACCUACUUAAUUAAUUGAUCUUAAAAGCAAUAUAUAUCUAUCAUCUUCUUCAUCAAACAUAUCCUAUAUAUUUAUUUUCUUGUUUUAAAUAAGUUGUUAGUAGAACUAAUGGUGAGAGAGAUGCUAUUUUUCAAUGUUCUUCCACCAAAAAGUUGUAGCACUAGUGUUCUUGCAAUGGUAAAAAUGUUUGUAUUUACUUAAUUAGCAGAAAAGUGUAGCAUGUCUUGCCGACUUGCCCUUUUGAGGGUCUUCUUAAUUGUAACUUAAUAUAUAUGUUAAAUAACAGAAAUUUUAUCA